Cornus florida is the source of this 2160-nucleotide messenger RNA. RefSeq lists its product as uncharacterized. Gene Ontology annotation, molecular function: ATP binding; protein kinase activity. Gene Ontology annotation, biological process: protein phosphorylation. The transcript has 4 exons. NCBI's taxonomy places the organism in Eukaryota, Viridiplantae, Streptophyta, Magnoliopsida, Cornales, Cornaceae. The record is from RefSeq and is a predicted model, not a curated record. Bases 225 to 2021 code for a protein of 598 amino acids.
AUCACACCCUAUUCUUUAUUACUUACCCUCCCAAAAAAACCACCCCAUCCUCUCUCUCUCUCUCUCUCUCUCUCUCUAGUUUUUCAUGUCAGAAGAAAAAUGAAACAAUCCCAGAAAUCUUAUUGUACAAAUUUAUCUCUCUCUAAAAAUUUCUCUCUCUAGGAGAACACUCGGACUGUGAUUUGAAUCACAGUAGUUUGGGGGCUUGUGUGUUGAGUCAAGCCAUGGCUGCAGCACUAGAAUGCUGGUCGAGCCGUGCGAGCACAGACGAGGACUUGGUGGAACAAGUCCUAAUGCGGACCCAGGACAGAUCGGAGGGCCUACCGGAGAACUCCUCGGCGGCAGCCGCUGCUGCUGGCGGCGGCGGCGGAGGAGGAGGAGGAACGAAGGAGUCGUCGGCGAUGCAGAAGCGGUUGCAGAGGCUGAGCCGCAACGUUUCCGAGGCCAUCGCGUCGCUCAAGAACACACUGAACCUGGACUCCGCCCGUGACUCGGCGCUACCACCACCGUCUCGGAUUGAGAGCUGUCGGAAGGUGGUUUGGGGUAGCGUUGUACGGAACCUGACGCAGCUGUACCCUGGUAGUCAGCUGCCGGAGAAGCUCGUCUCCAAUAUUCGCAAGCACUACGAUUCGUUACCACUCAGCUACGCACAGGCGGGUUUUGAUAUGAAGGAAGUGUUUUUACAUAUCAAAUUGAUAGAGCAGGCGUCUGUGGAAGACCAACCAGCGAUGUUGAUUCAAGAGGUGUCUGAUGAUGAAGUUCAGGGGUCUGUUUUUAGGCUUACAUUUGCUUGUAACUCUUUGAUUUCGUGGCCGGCAAUGUCGGGUGCACUCGAUAAUGCUUCAAUUUGUUGCAAGAAGAUACAGAUCUUUGAGAAAAAGGGGUUCACAUUGGGGGUUGUUUUGCUUCUCGUUCAAUCUGGGCAAGAGAAAUUGUUCAAAACCCGGUUCGAAAAUGCUCUGAAAUCGGCUCUGAAGAAGCCGAAACCUACUGCCAUGAAGCUCCCAUUUGGGCUUUGUGGGUGUCAAGAGAGCAAUAGAGGCAAAGAGCUUGGAGAGAUCGAAGAGGAUUGCGGUGAACAGAACUACAGAAAUGGGAUUGAGAAUUCGAACACGAAAGUUCAACUUCAGAUGCCUUUACCCACUUCCUCAUUUGUGGUUUCUGUUGAUGAAUGGCAGACAGUGCAAUCAGGUGGAGAAGAGAUUGGGAAGUGGUUGUUGAACUCUGAUAAUCUUGAGUUCAUUGAUCAUAUUGGACCCAAUACAUUCAAGGGAGUUUACAAGGGCAAGAGGGUCGGAAUAGACAAGCUCAAGGGAUGUGACAAGGGAAAUUCAUAUGAAUUCGAGCUCCGAAAGGAUCUACUGGAACUAAUGACUUGUGGGCACAAGAAUAUACUGCAGUUUUAUGGCGUCUGUGUAGAUGAAAAUCAUGGGUUAUGUAUCUUGACUAAGUUGAUGGAAGGUGGGUCAGUUCAUGAUGCUAUGCUAAAGAACAAGAAGCUUCAGACUAAGGAUAUAAUAAGGAUUACUGCGGAUGUGGCAGAGGGGAUCAAGUUCAUGAAUGAUCAUGGCGUUGCGUAUAGAGAUCUCAACACACAGAGGAUUUUAUUGGAUCGCCAUGGGAAUGCUUGCUUGGGGGACAUGGGUAUAGUCACUGCUUGCAAGAGUGUUGGUGAGGCUAUGGAGUAUGAAACUGAUGGUUACCGGUGGCUAGCUCCUGAGAUUAUUGCAAGUGACCCAGAAAGUGUUUCAGAGACAUGGAUGAGUAACGUAUAUAGUUUUGGGAUGGUAAUCUGGGAGAUGGUGACCGGUGAGGCCGCCUAUUCUGCAUAUUCACCUGUGCAAGCAGCGGUUGGGAUAGCUGCUUGUGGGCUAAGGCCUGAUAUCCCUAAGGACUGCCCACAAAUCCUAAGAUCGCUGAUGAUGAAGUGCUGGAACAGUUGCCCCUCAAAGCGUCCCCAAUUCUCUGAAAUUCUGUCGACAUUGCUGCGCUCCAACAACAACAACAAUAAUAGUUGUUGAUGGAGCUGUAAGCACAAAAAAGGUAUGAUUAUAUGUAUCUAGAGGUGUAAAUGGAACAGGUCAUGCUUUUGUCAACUUAGUUCAAUUCUUGUGAACAAGCUUUGAUCUACAACUAAAUUUAAUGCUUGUUUAUUGUUUA